AUGGCGGAUACAAUAAACGCACAAGUGCUCUUCUUCGCCCGAUCGCGUGAGCUAGCCGGAGUGUCCUCGGUUAAGCUGCAAGUGCCUGUUGAAACCACACCCAAAGAACUUUUAUCUCUCAUUUCCGCUGCAUACCCUGCUUUGCUACCACUGGUGGACAGUGCUGCGAUUGCUGUGAACGAGGAAUUCAAAAGCAGCGCUACAGCUCUGACGCUCAGCUCCGGCGACGUUGUUGCGGUAAUCCCCCCAAUCAGUGGAGGUUGA
Sphaeroforma arctica JP610 is the source of this 264-nucleotide messenger RNA. RefSeq lists its product as hypothetical. Gene Ontology annotation, biological process: Mo-molybdopterin cofactor biosynthetic process. Lineage: Eukaryota; Ichthyosporea; Ichthyophonida. The record is from RefSeq and is a predicted model, not a curated record. The transcript is spliced from 2 exons. Bases 1 to 264 code for a protein of 87 amino acids.